Molecule: messenger RNA, 3206 nt
Organism: Metopolophium dirhodum (rose-grain aphid)
Lineage: Eukaryota; Metazoa; Arthropoda; Insecta; Hemiptera; Aphididae
Gene: Ttc7
Product: tetratricopeptide repeat protein 7B
Exons: 16
Coding region: 380-2887 (835 amino acids)
Biological process (GO): protein localization to plasma membrane; phosphatidylinositol phosphate biosynthetic process
Cellular component (GO): plasma membrane
Molecular function (GO): protein binding
Source: RefSeq, a predicted model, not a curated record
UAUUAUUUUAUCAAGGCACUCUACUUAAUAAUUAUUAAUUAAUGAUAAUAUUAUUACUACCACUACCUACGACAUUACAGACUGUGGUCAGACAAAAAUACAAAAUAAUAAACUAUACAAUUUAUAGUUACAUUUAUUGAAUUGUGAAUCCUAAUACCGUACGUUUUUGUAGUUUGUGAUCACUAUUCUUUUCAUUACAAAAUACCAAUAAAUAUGAUGAGUUCGACUGAUUUGACGACGUAUUAUAAUUAUUGCGGCCAAAAUCCAAAAUAUUGAUUUCAAACGCAUUCAUGUGGUGAAACCCGAAACUCCGCAAGGUUCUCUCGAUUGUUUUAUAUUAGUACGUUGAACAGGUUGAGAAGACUCACAUAUCGGUGCAAUGUCCAGUAAAAAUGUGAAAAGCACUAGGGUCGAGUCCGAAUUGGCCGGGUGUCGAGAAGAAGGAAAUUGGUCAAAGAUAUUGGAGCUCGUCGAGCAGUUGUCCUCCGGCAAAGCAAUACUGUACAAUUUGAUGGUUGGCGAGGCAAAGUUAGAAAUGUUUUUAGAGGAACACCCUCCCAUUGAGAGCAACAUUGCAAAAGCUUGUGGUGGUCUUAAUGAAGCCAAAUCAUACUUAACCGAAUCAAUAAGUGAACUCUCUACUCAAUCGGGCUUGAGUAUUGAUAGUCAUAUGUUACUUGCUAAAUUGUGUUAUGCUUGUGGUCAUUAUGACGAAGCGAUGGAACAUUGUACAGAAGCCAAGUUGAACUCAAUAAUACAAACAGAUUUACAAAUCCGUAACAUAAGGAUAUUGUCUGAGUCGUUUGCAGUAAAAGGUUUGUGCCAAGAAAAGUUAAAACCAACUUCCAGUUCUCGUUUUAAAAAAACCGAAUGGAUUGAAGGUGUUAUUAAAAACUAUGAACAGGCGGCCAAUUUAGGCAUUUUGUAUUUGCAAGAAUUGGACAACAAGGAAAAUCAGCUCAUGUUGCCUUCUCCACUUGGUGGGAAUGCACCACAGAUCACAAAUAACAAUUCUUCAUCUGCUACUGGAUCUCAUUCGCCACAGCCUGUGAACAUGACACAUUCUCUGAGUAUCUUAGUUGAGACGGCUAUCUUGAGAUUGCCAAUAUUGCUUAUUGAGAGUUCAAACUAUGCUGGUGCCAUAACAACAUUCAGGAGUAUAUUAUCAGCUUGUGAAGCCCAUGGUAGUCAUUCCAUUCGACUCAUUUUAACAUACCAAUUUGCUGAAUUUCUUUUACGCAAAGUUUCGCCAAAAUACUAUUCACUGCCAACUCAAAAUACUCCCUCUAAAAAACAGUCAUCAAAUAUAAGAAGAUCAAAAAAAUAUAAUACUAUUAAUAUGUUCAUGCCUAGAAACGAACAUGAAGAAGUAAUAUUAUUGCUUAUUAUAAGUGAGGCAAUGGCAGCCAGAAAUGCAGUACUUAGUCAGUCGCCAGAGUUCAAAGAAGCAAGAAUUAGAGCUUUUAGUUUGGCCACAGCCAUUUAUGAUCUGCUUACUUUUGCGUUAGUCCUUUGGGGUCAAUAUAAUAUGUUGUACGAGUCUUUUGAACGUGCAAUGAAAUUUUCUGCUGAUGAUGCUCAUGUUUGGAUGCAACAAGCUCUAUGUCUUGAAGCUGCUGGUCGUCAUAUUAAAGCAUUAGAAGUAUUAACGCAAGUUAUAUGUAUGCAACCCAAUGCUAUUGUUCCAUGCUUAUUAGCUGCUCGAAUUUGUUAUCAACAUUUAUUUAAGAUGGAAGAAGGAUUAGGUUGGAGUCAAGAAGCUCUUAAAAGAGAAAAAAUGAACUCUGAGAAUUUGUUAUCAAGAUGUAAUCUGUACAUAGGCAUUGGAGCACAGUGUAUGGCAUUGACUUCGUUUUUGAAAUCAGUCAAAGAUAAAUAUCAUGCCCUGUGCUUUAAAUCUCUUAAUAAAGCACAGCAAUUGGAUCCCAAUGAUCAUCUGGUUUAUUAUUAUUUGGCAUUUUAUUACGCGUGUUUGGCUAAAGUGCCAGAAGCUACAACUAAAGUACGUCAAGCAUUAACAUUGAAUCCUGAACAUACACCAUCGUUACAGUUAGCUAUCUUAUUGUUGAGUGCUCAAAAAAAAAUAAACGAAGCCAAAUCUCUUUUAGAAUCAUCAUUAGAAGAUUUUCCUGAUCACAUUGGUUUGUUAUUCAUUAGAGCCAGAAUCGAAUUGCAGACAGAAGCUUCUGAUGUUGCACUUGUGACAGCUAAACAUAUGCUUUCUAUGUGCAAAGCUUCAGCCAGCAAUGAAGGUUCUCCUUCCAUAGAACAUACUGAUACUCGUAGUAUUUUUCAGCUUUACACAACUGAACUCUCGGACAAAGAUUCAAAUUCUUUGGGGCCAGCGCGUAUUGAACAAGCUUUAUCAGAAGUAGCAUCAUCUAUUAGUUCACUGGUGCCCCAACGACCUGUGACCAAUACGGUGUGGCACACACAGCAAAAUGUUUGGUUACUUUUAGCCGAAGUAUACUUGUCCCAAGAACAAUUUGAUUCAGCAAAUAAUUGUUUAUUGGAAGCAGCCAGUAUUUUUCCAUUAUCACACCACAUCAUGUUCAUGAGAGGAUUAUUUCACGAAAAAAGAAAUGAGUUCAAUGAAGCGAAACAAUGCUAUCAAAAUGCUGUAACAGUUCAUCCGGCUCAUUUGAAAAGCUUACAACAUUUGGGUUUGAUGUACCAUUAUUUGGGUAGUCACAGAUUGGCUGAAAAGACAUUAAGAGACGCUGCAAAAAUAAAUCCUUACUCUCCAGAAACAUGGUAUAACUUGGGGAAAGUCUUGGAGAGUUUAGGAGAGACUGACAGUGCUACGGACAGUAUGGCCACUGCUCUGCAAGUAGAGAUGGUCAGUCCGAUUAUGCAAUACACAAGCAUUCCUUUGCCAUUUGAUUAAAACUAUUAUAUUUAUUAUUAUUAUUAUUAUUAUUUAUUAUUAAACUAUUCUUUAUCUGGUAGACAAAAAGUAAUUUAAAAUAAAGGAGGAAGAGGUUACCGUUACCAUAAUCUAUUAAACAAGUUGACAUGCUUGUUAGUUGGCAGUAUUAAAUUAUUUUAGUUUAAAGUUUUACUUAUUAUUUGUAUUAUUUGAUAAUGUUUGUUAUGUUAUUUGAUCAAAUCUUUGUUGUUUAUUAAUAAAAUAAAUGUAGCAAUUUUGUUUAAUUUUCAAUAAUUUUGGUUUUUCAUAAAUAAAGAACCAUCAUUCUGUUGUAUUA